Messenger RNA from Corticium candelabrum, 724 nucleotides. RefSeq lists its product as uncharacterized. NCBI's taxonomy places the organism in Eukaryota, Metazoa, Porifera, Homoscleromorpha, Homosclerophorida, Plakinidae. The record is from RefSeq and is a predicted model, not a curated record. The transcript has 3 exons. The coding region runs from base 44 to 565 and encodes 173 amino acids.
UCGACGUAGAAGAUGGAAGAAAGCGGAGCGUCUUCUUGAAGUCAUGAAGACGAGAUCUCGAGCAGAAGCCUUUCUGUUCGCCAGAAAGUUAAGCCAAACCAAAGGCAUACAAGAUCUUGGAUUGAAGAUUCUUUCGGAGGCAGGGGAAGACGAAAUUGCAGAAUUGGAAGAGACAUCAGAACCAGUCGAAGAUGCUGGGAGCAGACAAUCCUACCUUCCUACUAGAAAGCAACUACAUGCAGCUUGUUUGCUAGUCAUUCUGUUGUGCGCAUGCGCUGUUGGAGUGUGGCAUUGCCCGAUAGUGACAGAAUGCAAGAACAGCAACAGAGACAACGCGCAAGACUGCGUGCAUGGAGAGCCGCCAUACCCACAAAGCGUACAUCUAUCGGUGUCCAUGAAAUUGUAUUUGAAGGGAAAGAAUCGCUUAGAAAUACUCGUGCAAAAUAGUUGGAGUGUUACUCAUCAAUUUGGUCGUCAUUCGGCUAAAACUUCAGGCCAAAGUCGUCAACACGACAACGAGAAAGAGACCAGACAAGACGAUCGAAAGACAUUGAAAUCAAACUGACAUCAAGAAACGGCUUCCAUGGAUGCAGCAAACUAGUAUAGGUUUGGAAACAAACAAUGACAAAAUAUAGUCAGUAUUUUAUCUAGACAUGGGUGUGACGUUACGUCAGUGUAACAGCUUUUUGACAACUACUGAACAAGGCCUGGCCUAUUUACUCAA